AAGUCUAAAGUCAAAGUCUAGUUUAAGGGGUUCCUAACAUAAAAUACAUUCUCAAGAGACUAUACGAUGUUCCAAAAGAACUGACCUGAUACAAAGAGAAUACAAAACAAAGGUUGUGAAUACCACCAAAUUAAGCCAUUUUUCACCAGGACCUGCCACCCCUAUGAAGGAUUUGACAUAUAAACAUAAUCUGAAUCUCUUGUUGUUAUAAUCAUUCACAGGGAUUCCCAAACGCUGCCCCUCCAUCAAGUCUAAAUGAAAGAAUCCAAAUACGUCUAGUGAAAAAUAAAAUGAUAGGAAACAGGAUACUUGUGAGAAGAUGGGAGUAGCAAAGCAUGGUGGAUGUGAUGGAAAUGAAAUGAAACUAAUAAAGGAUAAUUUAUGCAUAAAGCUAAUAAGUGAAACCUAACAAAAGACAAUUUGGGAUUAAUUUGUUUAGUUAUACAUUGGAAAACAAGUAAAUUUCAAUUGUAGGAAACAGGAUCCUAGUUUGUGAGAAGAAUGGGCAGCGAAGCAUGCUGGGAAGAAGGACGUGAGGGAAAUGAAACCUAAUAAAGGAUAAUUUAUCCAUAAAGCUAGUAAGUGAAACCUAACAAAGGACAAUUUGGGAUUAAUUUGUUUAGUUAUACAUUGGAAAACAAGUAAAUUUAAAUUACAGGAAACAGGAUCCUUGUUUGUGAGAAGAAUGGGCAGCAAAGCAUGCUGGGAAGAAGGACGUGAGGGAAAUGAAAUCAACCCUAACAAAGGAUAAUUUAUCAGUAAAGCUAAUAAGUGAAACCUAACAAAAGACACCUUGGGAUUUAUUUAUUCAGUUAUACAUUGGAAAACGGGUAAAUUUCAAUUAUAGGACACAGGAUCCUUGAUUGUGAGACGGGGCAGCAAAGCAUGCUGGGAAGAAGGAUGUGAGGGAAAUGAAACCUAAUAAAGGAUAAUUUAUCAAUAAAGCUAAUAAGUGAAACCGAAGAAAAGACACCUUGGGAUUUAUUUAUUUGGUUAUACACUGGAAAAAAACGGUUAAAUUUCAAAUUAAUAUGAAACCCCGCAGCAGGGCAUGCUGGGAAUCGACCGUUGGCCUGAGGGAGCUGGCAGUGCAUGCUGGGAGCUAGACUGCAACUGCCACCACUCAGCAGCUUGGACGGCGCCCACGGCGGAGGCUGGCGGGAGUCGCAGGGCCUUAUGAGGGUGGCCCCUUCCCCUCCGAGGGCAGAGAAAGGCCCGGCCCCAUGGCCCUCCUGCCUCAGCCUCCGCCAGGGACACCAGCGCCUGCAGCCCAUCCAGCUGCACUCUGCACGCCCUCAGAGGCCAGAGAGGCUGGCAGGGGCAGGGCCCCCAGGAGAGAGAGGGGCCCCUGGGGGGAUCUGCACUCUGCACGCCCUCAGAGGCCGGAGAGGCUGGCAGGGGCAGGACCCCCAGGUGAGCCCGGGAGAGAGAGGGGGCCCUGGGGGGAUCUGCACUCUGCACGCCCUCAGAGGCCAGAGAGGCUGGCAGGAGCAGGACCCCCAGGUGAGCCCGGGAGAGAGAGGGGCCCCUGGGGGGAUCUGCACUCUGCACGCCCUCAGAGGCCGGAGAGGCUAGCAGGGGCAGGACCCCCAGGUGAGUCCGGGAGAGAGAGGGGCCCCUGGGGGGAUCUGCACUCUGCACGCCCUCAGAGGCCGGAGAGGCUGGCAGGGGCAGGGCCCCCAGAAAUAAAUGACGCUCCCAAUUCAUCGGAUGAUGACCUGUGCCACAAAGCGGGAACCAGGCAGAGGGCCUUCUUGGUGGUGGCGCCCGCCCUGUGGAACGCCCUCCCAGCAGAUGUCAAGGAAAGAAACAACUACCUGACUUUUAGAAAACAUCUGAAGGUCUAUCCACAGUCAAGAUCAGCAUCUGUGUGGCCUGCAGUUUGCAAAAAGGGGAAGGAAAUACCUGCCACGGCUGUAGCCUUUGGGGUCCCCAUUGCUCUCCUUCCUCCACCAUCAGCCUCCUCUGGGAUCUCGAUGAAAGCGAAGCAUGCAAGGCCUGAGCCACAGCUUGAACAUUGAU
Podarcis raffonei (Aeolian wall lizard) is the source of this 2022-nucleotide messenger RNA. RefSeq names its product collagen alpha-1(I) chain-like. NCBI's taxonomy places the organism in Eukaryota, Metazoa, Chordata, Lepidosauria, Squamata, Lacertidae. The record is from RefSeq and is a predicted model, not a curated record. The transcript has 5 exons. The coding region runs from base 1224 to 2021 and encodes 265 amino acids.